UCAAAGUUGUCUCGCGGUCCGUAUUCAAAACGCUAAGUUGACCGUUUAACAGUGAUCCUGCUGUAGGUUUUUGGCUGUAACAACAGACAAAGAAGGCUUCUAAGUGGCAUCUAGUUGUCCUAAAUUCCAUAAUGGCAGAGGGAGGAGAUGUGGAAUGGGAGCUAAGCAAAGAAAACAUCCAGCCGCUGCGGCGCGGCAGAGCCAUAUCAGCCUUACACCAAGCGCUCAGUCAACAGCAGGAUGGACCCAACUCUGUCAUCAACCAGCAGAGACAGGCCUUUGAAUCAGAACUGAGAAUAUAUGAUGGAGACGAUCCACUUGAUGUUUGGGAUCGGUAUAUAAAGUGGACAGAGCAAACCUUCCCUCAGGGAGGAAAGGAGAGCAACCUCAUCACACUGCUGGAACAGGUUGUGACCAGAUUCACAGAAGAAAAGAAAUAUCACAACGAUCCUCGCUAUGUUGACCUCUGGAUAAAAUUUGCAGAGAAUUGCCCGGAGCCCUUGGACAUUUACAGGUACAUGCAAACGCAGGGGAUAGGAGUGACACAGGCAUCCUUCUACAUUGCUUGGUCUGAUGAGUAUGAGAAUCAAGGCAACUGUCUUAAAGCAGACCUGGUCUACCAAGAAGGACUCAAGAAGUGUGCUGAGCCUUGUGAUAAGCUCCUGCAAUUUCACAAGGCUCUGCAGGCACGUGUGUCUCGACAGGUGAUGAUGAAUGUGGAGGAGGAUGAUAGCGAUGACGAGCACAAACAACCUGAGAGAGUUUCUCUAGCCAACCUCAAACACAGAGGAAAGAAAAAGGCCAUCGUCCCUGUCAACAGAACUGGGGCUGCAAUCAAAAGUGUUUCUGGAGGCCUGCCAUCACGCGGUGCCCCUGUACAUGGCAGUACUUCAAACAGUCGUUUACUAAUCUUUGAUGAGAACAAGACUCAAAGUGCUGGUCCAUCAGAGCCCAAGUUGGAGGUGUGGAUGGCUCCUCCCACCUCCAGAACAAAGGAGAAUGAGCAGAGAUCUGAAAAAUGGUGUGAUGUGAAGGUGCCCCUGAAGUCUAAAUUUGGACACACUGUUAUGGCUCCACCACCUGUCAAACCCACUUUCCAACCAUUUGUUGAGUCAGACCAGCCUCCAACAAUGACUCCAUGUAAGAUCAACCCAACAGUGAACACAGUUUUGACAGCACGUAAGCCCUGCAGAGAAGAGACCCCUCUAAAAAGACUACAGGAGCACCAUCAGCAGCAGAAGGAGACAGAAUCAGGAAAACCACAAGAGCAGAGCAUGUACUGUAAAGAGCUGCUGCUCAGUGGCGCCACUGAAUUCUGCUUUGAAGAACUGCGUGCUGAACGCUACUUCAAAAAGCUAGUACAUGAAUCUCAGGAGGAGGUUAAAGAUCAAAAGGAUCAGGCUAGUGCCAGUGUUUCAAACUGAUCAUCUAAAAAGAUAAAUAGUUUGAUGGUUCUUUUUAAUGAAUUUUUACCUUCAUUUUCACAAGAGUGUCAUGUAGUUACUUUCAUGUGUUUUAGUGUAAUUCUUCUCUAAAUAUUUUUGUUCACAGAGGUCCAACUACUCAAAGAUUUUUAGAUGUCAUUUUAACCAAAGAUGGUGUUUUAGUUGCGUUAAGUCAUUAAAAAUUCAAAGGGAGGGCCGAGUAAUGUAAAGGCAGAAAUACUCCCCCUAGUUAUUCCUAAUUUCACUCUUAAUAAUUCAUUUAUCAGUUUUUCUCAGUUGUAUUGUUAAGAACGGUGGUUUUUGUCUGUGCUGUUUUUUCUUGUUUUAUUUUGAGCAGAUUUUUCUGUACAAUUCCAACAUAGUUGGAGGAGGCCUUCAGCAACUGGGCUGAGUAAUAGGUCAAUUGAAGACUGUAUGUCAUUGAUGUUCAGUAAAGUUUUUAAAAUGUC
Messenger RNA from Monopterus albus (swamp eel), 1894 nucleotides. RefSeq names its product BUB1 mitotic checkpoint serine/threonine kinase Bb (gene bub1bb). The record is from RefSeq and is a predicted model, not a curated record. Lineage: Eukaryota; Metazoa; Chordata; Actinopteri; Synbranchiformes; Synbranchidae. Gene Ontology annotation, biological process: meiotic sister chromatid cohesion, centromeric; mitotic spindle assembly checkpoint signaling. The transcript is spliced from 8 exons. Gene Ontology annotation, molecular function: protein kinase activity. Gene Ontology annotation, cellular component: nucleus. Bases 132 to 1424 code for a protein of 430 amino acids.